Molecule: messenger RNA, 2962 nt
Organism: Anopheles bellator
Lineage: Eukaryota; Metazoa; Arthropoda; Insecta; Diptera; Culicidae
Product: general transcription factor 3C polypeptide 2
Exons: 8
Coding region: 1-2955 (984 amino acids)
Biological process (GO): transcription by RNA polymerase III
Cellular component (GO): transcription factor TFIIIC complex
Molecular function (GO): protein binding
Source: RefSeq, a predicted model, not a curated record
AUGGAUACGUCAGCAUCCAGCAUCGCAGCAUCAACGAGCAUCAAAAAUGAACCAUCUGCAGAGAUCGAGGCGAAGAAGCGUGGUGCCACCUUUUGCACUCCGCAACCACCGCGCAACAUGCAGGCAGUUAACUGGGACGCUCAUUACAAUCUGCACAACGGGCUAACGUUUCGCGUCGGCCUGGACCAGGCACUUGAUUUGAACGAUUUCAACCUUGUGGCGGGACAGCUGCUCCGGUUCAUGAAGUUAAACCGCCGAACGGAACUAGAGUGUGAAGCGUGUGGCGAUCGGAAGAAGUCCCACCUCGGGAUGGCCUCGCACCUGAGUACGUGCGGUUUCACGAAGGAGGAGCUCGAAGCGCGGAAGGUAAGCUGUGAGCACUGCAACCGGCGCAUGUUGGCCAUCAGUUUGCCGGCCCAUUUGGCAUCCUUCUGCCGGGUGCUGAAGAGCAGGCAAAUGGAGUCGCUGAGCAUGGCAAAAGCACAAGCAGCUGUCGAGCAGGACCGAAUGGACCAGGAGUUGAACGCCAGCGGCCGACUGAAGCGCCAAUCCGUUGCGUGUGCGGAGCAGAAGAUUAAAAAAAUUGCCGAGGACAUGACCAACACCUCGAAGGAGUUGAUUCUUCAAAUCGCUCCCGGAAUGGUAAGCCCGGGUACGAUCAAACUUUGGCAAACGCAGCUUCAGUUCUCGAAACAACCGAAGUGUUGCUUCGACACGUGCACCUUCACCGCGGGGACUGAAAAGGAACUGGUCGCCCACCACGGUCAGUGUCCGCUGGGUGUGCAGAAGCGCACCGAAACGUUCUUCGAGUGUGCCAUUUGCUGCCAAUUUUCUUCACGGCGAGAAGUUAUCCGAAAACAUGUGAUGAGAUGCCACUCGAAAGAGAUGGCCCUACUAUCGGCCAGCGAGAGCGGCGGUGACAGUGAUAGGAGCGACGGAGCGCCGCCAGCGAGUGAAAGUGGCACGGACGAUAAUACGUCGCUGAGCAGCGGUGUGCCAGAAGACGAGGACGAAAUGCGGCUCGAGAAACGUUCAAAGACGGUCGGCGGCAAGCGAGGGGCGCGCGGUGGUCAAAAAUCACGGGCUGUUGGCCGUAAAAAGCCCGGGACGGAGACCAGCCGCCAAGGUGGAAAUAAAUCCAUCGACACGAUGGACGGGGAACCGUCCUACGUCGUAGACGAUUCGGAUGUCUACCGAGACAUGGUCCUCGAGGAAGCCAACGAGUAUCGGAUGAAAAAAACUGUCUUCCACGUAACGUGCACCGAUAUGAUGACGCGGUUCCGGAAGGUGCACUACAGCACACCAGUGCUGUUCGAACACCUACUGCCCGAUGUGGACGUUCGGUUUCUAGCGAUGCUCUCCACGAGAGACUACCUUCCCAGGAGUGGCCACUCGAUGCGGUUUCGUGUGAGAAGCGUGUCUUCUUACGAUACGCCCUACAGCGACAGUCUCACCGAGGGUUGGCAGCAGUUGCCAGUGUUUCAAGCGAAACAGCUUACCGGCCACGAGUCGGUGCUGUUCUGUGGGGGUCCGGUAACAGCGAUCGAUUGGCUUCCAGUGCCCGACCUAGCGCCUGAUUCGGCUGCCGAUCAGAUAAUGGCCCUGGCCUGCAAAUCGAGCUUCGCCGAGUCAUACAACUGCGAGCAGCUAGCGUUGCAACCUCAAAGAAAGUGUCUAAUCCAAAUCUGGAACGUUGGACCAUUGCAAAACAAAGACCUUCACCGCGCUACUUCGGUGAGAAGUCCCCAGCUGACGUUCGCGAUCGCUUGUGAUUUUGGUCCCAUCUGGCAGCUGGCAUUCUGCCCGAGUGGAUGUUACAAUGAGCGCCUCAAAGGGGAUCGUAUCGAUCGACUGGGGCUCCUCGCGGCAACCGGAUCCGAUGGGGAUGUGUACAUGUUUGCGCUUAGCCGGAGCAUGGUGAGCGUUCCGGCCGGAACUACUAGCGCGGCAACUGCUGCACCACGAGUCGUACACCUGCAGCCAGUUCUACGCCUUUCCCUGACAUUGACCGUGCACGGCAGGUCAGCUGGACUGUCCUCAUCGCCGGCUACCGAUUUCACUGGCCACAGUGUAGUGAAGCUCGCUUGGACGCGUGCCCAAGGGCAUGGUGCGUUUGCCGCUGGCUUCUCGAACGGUGUCGUUGCGGUGUGGAAUCUAGAAACCCGUUCACCGUUGCUUACUGGUGUCAAGAACGGCAUCCGGACGAUUCUUCCGACCCACAAAAUGCUUCACACGAACAAUGGCGCCGUGACGGCGCUCGAUCUCCACUACGCCGAAGCUACCCGCUUUCUGGUGGUCUGCAAUGCCGAUCGACGACUCAAGGUGUAUGAUAUCCACUCGGGUCGCUAUCAACCGCUCGAGGUGUGCAACAUAGUGACCCGAAGCCGCUGUACGGCCGUUCGCUGGUUGGUGCACUUUCCGGUGCUGACCAUGAUCUACGACGAUAGUUACGCGCUCGAUCGGUGCGGCUACACCAUCCACCAGCCGCGUGAGAUUGGACUCCGCAUGUUUCCCUUGUGUUCCAUCGGUGCGGAAGCGACGGAUAUGAGCGCCAACGAGUGGCUAGGCACGAACAUGUUUGCCACCGACGGAGGCGACCUGUUGUGUCACCGACCAAUAGCAUUUGUGUGCAAUACGCAUGAGAGGAAAUCGACGCAUAUGCUAACAUCUACGGAGACCAUCCGUUUGGACGAUAACACUGACGAUUUUACCGAUCUUUCAUCCUACGAAACUUUCUCCGGCCGGUUCGGGCUCUUAUUCUCCGACACUGAUGGGUGUAAGAACAAAACGGACACGAAAUCGCUGCAGGUGAAAAGCCUACGACGAGCCCCAUUCGGUCAAUACUCCGCCACCCGGAUCACGCAGGUAUGCUUCAACCCGAACAGUUCCUCGUAUCAAUACUACGCGAUCGGUUACCAGGCCGGCUUUGUGCGUAUUCGUGGGCUACGGUUGUAGCUUCGGU